Sphaeramia orbicularis (orbiculate cardinalfish) is the source of this 441-nucleotide messenger RNA. Its product is annotated as C-type natriuretic peptide 2-like. The record is from RefSeq and is a predicted model, not a curated record. Gene Ontology annotation, cellular component: extracellular region. Bases 22 to 441 code for a protein of 139 amino acids. NCBI's taxonomy places the organism in Eukaryota, Metazoa, Chordata, Actinopteri, Kurtiformes, Apogonidae. Gene Ontology annotation, molecular function: hormone activity. The transcript has 2 exons. Gene Ontology annotation, biological process: cGMP biosynthetic process; receptor guanylyl cyclase signaling pathway.
UUGUUGUCAUUUCAGUCCAAGAUGGCCGCCUCAUGCACCUCCCCCUCCUUUGUUCCCCUCCUCUUCCUUUUUGUCACCGUCACCGUGGAGACCAGACCCUCCCCUCAGCGGGACGACGCACAGGCGUUCCAGUCUCUGUUCGGAUCUCGUCUCUCCUCUCUCAUCUUGGCUCCUCCCUCCUCUGAUGACAUCGCAGAGGGCUCGGCAGACGGCCCCGCCCCUUCCCCCUUCUCCUCGUCUCCUCACAGACGAUUGGCCGCAGGUCGUGGCGGUGCGAGGGGAUUGGCCGGCAGACAGGAGGCGGUCCCCCGCUUCUUCCUGGACUUCCUCCAGGGUCAGUCUAAGAUGGGGAGGCGGAACCGCAAGUCCAUGGUGGGAGGAAGAGGAUGCUUCGGGAUGAAGAUGGACCGCAUCGGCACCAUCAGCGGUCUCGGAUGUUAG